AGUAUAAUUCCUCUUAAACAUCUUCUGGCAAAGGAUUGUGAACUUGUAUGCAUGUUAAAUCACUGUUCAGAAUUAUAACACAGGAGGGCGAGAGAAAUUAAAAGUAACUCAAGAAUAACGUCACUCGCCCCCAAAUGUAGGCUGGCUGGAAGGGGGGGGGAACCGCUCGCGCCUCAUCCGUGGUCAGAGAGAAAGCGUGGGGGAGGAAGACAAGACACUUGGACAGAGGAAGCGUGUGGGUAGAAGACAACACACCGCGUUAUCAAGAAAGAACUUCUAACGCAAAGAUAGCGGGUUUCACGAUACUCAUUUCAGCCAGUUGGAUUUUGUCUUCUAAGUUGCUCAACCACCGCUAGACGUUUUGCACAACUUGGAAAACCUAUCCGUACUGAGAGCAGUUUAACCAGGUCUGAAAGGAGCCGUUUGUCUCUGACUCUUCUCCCAGACUCCACACAGCAGGUGUGUAGUUGGUGAGAAGCCAGCUGGCUGGCCUUGGAGACACUUAUUCACUACGAUGUAGAGUCCAGCAGUGAACUAAGGCGAGAAAGACGAGAGAAAAAGAGUGGAAAAACAGCCACCCCAACUGCACAUUACACACGCAGACGGACGGAGAGAGUGUAACGACCAGGGGCGAGUAAGAGGUUGCUGGAAGUAGUCAUAGCAAAAAGAGGAACAUCAGUAUCACAACCACUCCAGGAGGAAAUAAGAGCGCGAGAAAGAGAGGUCGGUUGUGAAUCAUUGACCUCAGGCCCCGCCUCUCAAACAGUCUCUCUUCCUCCUUGUUUUCCCUGAACUAGAGGUGUUCAUUGUCUUCCCCGCCUCCGUCCGCCCAGGACCACGUCCUCCACCCUCUCCCUUUUCCUAAAGACCCUGAGGACCUGUAACCUCUGGACCGCCUUGCGCCUUUCGCGGAAUACCAGUGUCGACGUACCCGUUUCUUUCGUAGCGGAACAACGAUACCAUAAACCGCUCGGAAAACGACAUCACCACGAUGUGUCACGUGAUCGUGACCUGUCGCUCCAUGCUCUGGACUCUGCUCAGCAUAGUGGCCGCGUUCGGCGAACUCAUCGCCUUCAUGAGCACCGAUUGGCUGGUGGGCUCCCCUCGGACGCCGGACGCCGUGUUCGGUCCCCACGGCGCCACCUCGGCUGGCGAGGCCUACCGGCCCACCCUGGGCAUCUACGGCCGCUGCAUCAAGCUGCCCCAUCUGCGGCGCGGCGUGCUGUGCGGGCCGUACGCCGUGCACUUCGGGGAGAUAGCCAGCGGGUUCUGGCAGGCGGCGUCCAUCUUCCUGGCGGCAGGGAUCCUGCUGCUGUGUGCCGUGGCCUUCAUCUCAGUCUUCACAAUGUGCUUCCAGAGCAUCAUGAAGAAGAGCAUCUUCAACGUGUGCGGACUGCUGCAGGCCAUCGCAGGUCUGUUUCUGAUCCUGGGUCUGAUGCUGUACCCUGCAGGCUGGGGUUCAGACAAGGUGCAGCUGUACUGUGGUCAGGACGCCUCCCCCUACCGGGCCGGACUAUGCACCAUGGGCUGGGCUUUCUACACAGCCAUGGGCGGCACCGUGCUCACCUUCGUCUGUGCUGUGUUCUCCGCCCAGGCCGAGAUCGCCACGUCCUCGGACAAGGUGCAGGAGGAGAUAGAGGAGGGCAAAAGUCUCAUCUGUCUGCUCUGAGACGAACUAGGAGGGAGAAGGAGGUCAACCCCCCCCCACUUCAAUCAAUCAGAUGGCCCCUGUAAUGUUUACCACUACGAAUGACUCUGAUAUUUGACUUUAGACCCUGUAUUGUUUUGUUGUUUAUGUGGGACAAAUCUACAGUGCCAAGCGUUCCAGUGAUUUCAGUGUAGGACCUGUUUGUGCCACCAGUGGUGCUGUCUGUUGUUUUGUGUUUAUUAUUUCUGAGGUGUGCCAGUAGCAGCUACGCUGACACCUGGAUGUGUGCAUUGUAAAUAUGUGUGUAUAUACUGUACAUAGUGAUGAUGCUCUGAGAAUGGUGGUCCUCUCAGCUUUGUUCGGGCUGCGUUUUAAAUGAUGUCAUUCUUGCCUUGAAUGCUGGUGUGAUAAGGUCACCACGAAAAUACCAGCCCACCUGGUGCUAAUCUUCUGUUGUAACUAAAAACGCCAGGAAAAAGUUGCCUUACUAUGGAUCUGGGAACACAACACCGAAUCAAAUCCAGAUCUAAGAGGAAGAUAACACAGUGUCUGACCCUGAACCAGUAGUUAGAGGUAACUUCUACCAAGUCCAACUUAAGCCAGGUGUGAGUAACUCUGCAAGGGAACCACUACUCAGUUAAGUAAACUACUCACAGACAUGGCCCAACAUGGAAUCAUGAUGUCCUUAAAGCUUACAGAAUGUACUGUCCGGUCAAACGACCAAUGUAUGUCUUCUUGGACCUUUGAAAUGUAAUGUUGAGAGAGCUGCCACGAGUCACACAGACCGCGUGGGCUAGCUAAGAGAGAUGGGCUGUGUGGGUCUUUUUUUAUUGUGUGUGAGAGACUGUGCUUGCCUCCAUUUUCAGAUAUUGAGGUAAUUUUGCCCGGACCCCUGGCUCCGAUGACCCUGGCCUGGUCUCUUUAGGUCCUCAGUAGACCUCCUAUAAUCUGCACAAGGACUUGGGACAAUGACACAACUAUUUCUAUUAGUGUCUGGUUUCAGGGAGGAGCCUUGUUCCUUUGACACCAAGGGAGGGCCAGUAUUUCCUCAGUCUCUCUCUGCCAAACCAAUAAAAACAGAAUGAAAAUGAA
Molecule: messenger RNA, 2740 nt
Organism: Esox lucius (northern pike)
Lineage: Eukaryota; Metazoa; Chordata; Actinopteri; Esociformes; Esocidae
Gene: lhfpl2a
Product: LHFPL tetraspan subfamily member 2a
Exons: 4
Coding region: 992-1669 (225 amino acids)
Cellular component (GO): membrane
Source: RefSeq, a predicted model, not a curated record